CGUCCUAAUAUGAGAUGGGACCAUAAGGACAUUGCGUUAUGGAUGAGGGUGACAGCGCCAGGUAGGAGUGGUCAGUCCUUUCGGAGUGAGUCAGGGGUUGGGGUACAGCAAGGUACAGGGACGCCCCCAGUUGGAAGAGGAUACUGCUUCCUUUUCAAUGAGGGAAGUUGCAAAUUCGGCCAAAAAUGCAAAUUUAGGCAUGAAUGUUCCGUGUGUGGCGGGGGCCAUGGGGCUAGCAGAUGUUUUAGAGGGGGUAGACAAAGGGGGGGGGAUAGUUUUGCAAAAGGGGCAGACCCCAGUGCGAGUGGAAAGGAUGGUGGGGCAUCUAAAUAGAUAUCCGAACCAGGAGUUAGCUGAAUUUUUGUAUUCAGGGUUUAAGUUCGGUUUUCAUAUACCUUCACACCCGUUACCAGUCUUAGAGAAGCGGAAGAAUUUGCGCUCGGCAUUGCAGUUCCCGGACAUAGUGACAGGAAAGUUAGCUAAAGAGGUUUCCCUAGGGAGGAUGGAUGGUCCGUUUGUUACAUCACCCAUCAGUAACUUGCGAGUUUCCCCUUUGGGUUUGAUCCCUAAGAAGGAGCCUAAUAAAUUUAGGCUCAUCCACCAUUUAUCAUUCCCUAAGGGUGCGUCGGUCAAUGAGGGCAUUGACCCGGAACUUUGUUCUGUGGUUUAUGCUUCCUUUGAUGCGGCUGUGGAAUGGGUAAGGAAGCUGGGUCCGGGUACCCUGUUGGCAAAAUGUGACAUUGAAGCGGCAUUUCGGUUGUUGCCAGUUCACCCGGAUAGUUUGUAUUUACUGGGUUGUUUUUGGAAUGGCGCAUAUUUUGUGGAUAGGUGUUUGCCAAUGGGCUGUUCAAUAUCGUGUGCAUAUUUUGAGCGUUUUAGUUCUUUUCUGGAGUGGGUGGUGGUUCAGGAAUCAGGUUGUCACUCUGUCAUUCAUUAUUUGGAUGAUUUCCUGUGUUUGGGGCCGGGGGGAUCUAGGGUUUGUUCGUUGUUGUUAUCCACAUUACAGUCUGUUUUUGAGUGUUUUGGAGUCCCGUUAGCGGUGGACAAAACGGUGGGGCCGGCUACUGAGCUAAGCUUUUUGGGUAUUGUCAUAGAUACACAGCGGAUGGAGUGUAGGCUACCAGUAGACAAAGUGUCAGAUUUAAGAACAGAGGUGGCGGCGGCAUUGACAGCAAAAAAGAUUCGUCUGCGGGACCUGCAGUCUUUGUUGGGCAAAUUAAAUUUUGCAUGCAGAAUCCUACCUAUGGGCCGCAUUUUUAGUAGGAGGUUGGCUUCGGCGACAGGAGGGGUGGUGUCUCCCCACCAUUUUAUUAGACUAGGCAGUGAGUUGAAAGGGGAUUUGAAAGUUUGGGAUUCCUUUUUAAAACAGUUUAAUGGCAGAGCAUUAGUUAUGGGGGGGGUGGUUGAUGCGUUUGAUUUCGAAUUGUUUACGGAUGCUGCGGGUGGAGCGGGUUUUGGGGCGUACUGUGAAGGGCAGUGGUGUGCGGGUCGGUGGCCUGAGUCCUGGGUACGAAAAGGGUGGGUAAAAAACGUGGCAUUGUUGGAACUCUUCCCCAUUGUGUUGGCAGUCACGCUCUGGGGGGAGAAGUUUCGGCACAAGAAGGUUCGUUUCCAUUGUGACAACUUGGGAGUUGUGCAAGCCAUCAACAGUGUAACGGCUUCUUCCCCCCCAGUUAUUUGCCUAUUGCAGCAGUUGGUUCUCCGGUGCUUGUCCCUUAAUGCUUGGGUGUUUGCGGUGCAUGUGCCUGGUUCCUCUAACUGUAUAGCUGACGCACUUUCUCGUUUUCAGUGGGAGCGGUUUCGCCAGCUGGCCCCGGAGGCGAGUCAGGUCGGAUUGGUGUGUCCAGAGUCGUUGUGGGAGAUCCUGGAGGUGAUGCCCCGUUAUUAGUUUGGAUCCUGGGCCAUUCGUUCGUGUUCUGGGGGGCAUUACGAGCGGAUGUUCGGCAGAAUGGGCGGCAGCUGGGGUUUGAUCGGGGGACAGCCAUAGUAAGAUGGAUCGGACGCAGAGGUAUGGUGUGGGGUAGUGUUUUGCAGGAGGUUCAUCGGCAAGCCAGGUUAGAUAGAGUCCCAGAUAUCUUGGUGUUGCAUGUUGGGGGAAAUGACCUAGGGGUCCGACCUUGCAGAGAGUUGAUCAGGGAUAUACGUUUUGAUUUUUUGCGUUUGUGGUCCCUCUUCCCGUCAGUUGUCACUGUGUGGUCGGAUAUUGUCCCCAGGAAGGUCUGGAGGGAGGCGAGAUCGGUUGAAAGGCUGAAUAAGGCUAGGAUUAAGCUGAACAGGGUGAUUGGGCGGUUCUGUGCCAAACAUGGGGCGGUGGUGGUGAGGCACCCCGAGUUGGAAGCAGGAACAGGAGGCUUUUGGAGACAGGAUGGAGUCCACCUCAAUGCGGUGGGCAUUGAUUUGUGGUCACUGGACUUGCAGGGAGGUAUUGAAACAGCCCUCCGGGUGUGGCGGAACGCGCGAGCUUAAGGGCUGUCAAGCUGCGCGUUGUUGGCGGGGGGAGGUCAUAGAAGCUGGGGCUACUGGAUGGUAACGGUGAAUGAGAGGGCCUCAAUGGUGGGGCUGGACUCUCAGAGUUGGGGCACCUGGUUGGCUUGGUAU
Bufo bufo (common toad) is the source of this 2598-nucleotide messenger RNA. RefSeq lists its product as uncharacterized. The record is from RefSeq and is a predicted model, not a curated record. Lineage: Eukaryota; Metazoa; Chordata; Amphibia; Anura; Bufonidae. The transcript is spliced from 2 exons. Bases 158 to 1888 code for a protein of 576 amino acids.